Molecule: messenger RNA, 690 nt
Organism: Diaporthe batatas
Lineage: Eukaryota; Fungi; Ascomycota; Sordariomycetes; Diaporthales; Diaporthaceae
Exons: 2
Coding region: 1-690 (229 amino acids)
Source: RefSeq, a predicted model, not a curated record
AUGAUGCUCGCCAUCACGCCGGAGCAGGAGAAGCGAACAUGGACGGACAGCCUGGCCCCAGCCGCAAGCGCCAGGCGAGGUGCGGGUGCUGCCGGUAUCCAUCUGGACCCCUUCCAGCCCCCGAACAACUUCCCACGUCUUGGCCACGGUCCCAUGCAGCCCAGACCUUACAGCACUCCCCAGCCGCAGCACACCGCCCCCAGCCCCGGCCCCAGCCCCGGCGCGCAGCAGAACAACUCCUCCGACACCGAGUCGGAAAAGACCCGCGCCUUCACGACGUGCCUGCACAACGGCCUCGCGUCGGUCUUCCACGGGGUCAGGGGAAGCUGGACCGCCCUCGAGCAGGAGCUUGAGGAGCAGCGCAAGCAGAACGGCAUCAUGGAGCAGACCCUCGGUCUCUACAAGAGUGACCACGAUGAGAACAAGGAGUUGCGCAAGAAGUUGCGCGGUCUGAGUCUCGAUAUGCGCGAGCAGGAGCUGACAAUGUGGAAGAACUUGGACAAGCUGAAGAAGGAGCAGAUUGAGUGGUGCAGGCGUAACGAGGAGGCCGAUGCGCGCAUCCGGGAGCUUGAGCAGCAGGUGGCGGACCAGCGCAGGGAGCUUGAUAUCUACGAGGAGAUCAAGACCGAGGAGGGUGCUGAGGCCUGCGAGGAGUCUGAGGACGAUGUGGCUGUCAAGAAGGAGCCCUAG